This is a messenger RNA of Beauveria bassiana ARSEF 2860, 2712 nucleotides long. RefSeq names its product secretory pathway protein Sec39. NCBI's taxonomy places the organism in Eukaryota, Fungi, Ascomycota, Sordariomycetes, Hypocreales, Cordycipitaceae. Gene Ontology annotation, biological process: retrograde vesicle-mediated transport, Golgi to endoplasmic reticulum. Bases 1 to 2712 code for a protein of 903 amino acids. The transcript has 3 exons. The record is from RefSeq and is a predicted model, not a curated record.
AUGGGCAAGAGUAUAACACCAGCCAAGGUGCUGCUCUUGGCGGCAUACCUGGCAGCCCAAGGCGACAUUGACAAGCUAGCUUCUCUUGCGCUCCAUAACGCCCAUGUUUUGCACAUAGAAAUUCUACUGCGCGUUAUUCUUACCUAUCUCCCAGAGACAGCCGAGCCAUGCGCUUACACCGAAUUUUUGCGUGAUCUUUCAGACGGCCAACUACGAGCCCCGGCCCAUUUCGAGCUAGAUACCUCCUCGGUCGACAUACUGAACGAUGAAACUGCGGUCAAAAAGGCUAAGAAGCUUCAUCUGCUUCCAUUAUACAGAGAGAAUGCGGAAAACGGCAAAAACGACGAUCUUGUCCGAGAUUUCAUUUUCCAAAGAGCGUACAGAAUCAAUGCAGAAGUGGGUGCCCUGUCGCAGCUCGUGGAUCUUCUCCGGCCAUUCCUUGACAAAGACCCUUCUUUAAACCACUGGGCUGCAUCUACGGUGUUGCCGUUCGUGAGACGGAGCUGCGAGUACCACACAAGUGAUUCACCCGAGUACUCUCUGUCCGAAUUUGAGAAUUUACCGGACCGGACCGCGGCGAGAUUCCUACUUCCCGACUCCACUGAAGAAGAUGGAGAGGCAAUUGGGCGAGAUCUCCGAGGUUUGAUUGCACCAUGGUUGCAUAAUGAAAGGCGCUGGAAACAUGAGAAUGCACCAGAGAGCGGCAUCGGGCUAAGCUGUCCGGGGUGGGAACAAGUUCAAGAUAUUAUACUUUCAUGGGCAACGAAAUCAUGGACUAGUGUGUCUGGUGCAAUCUGCCACUGGGAGGGACCACGCGACAUAUAUUUCGGCGAACAUCUCACGAUGAGCCUUUCCGAGGAUAAAGUCCAAUAUCUGCUUAAGACGUACGCUACCACGGCUGUUGCCUGUGUAUACAGCGUCACUGAGUCAAGCGAGGACGCUCUACGAAGUUCAUAUAGAGUGUGCUGCAUAACGCGCAAGAGACUUGAUGACGCGGAGUCAUUCUUCACCCUGGAGGAGAUCAUGUCAGACUUUACGCUCCUGCCAGCCUUCAAAACGAUACUCGGCGGCGACCCUUCAAUGUCCGCCUUUAUGCGCCAUGACUUGUUGAAGACAUCAAACCCCCUCACUUCAGCAACGCCAGAAGCUCUGAAAUUGAUUACGGCGCUCACAAUCAGUGCGUUUGUUUCCACGAGCUUGGGUGUGCCCUGGUCUGUACGGAAAGCGGGAGACCUACUGUUCAUUGGGGAUGAGAGAGAGCAAAAAGGGGAACUCAGCAAAUUGCUUCGAGCUAUAGCCGAUCGAAAUCUACGCAAUGAUGAUACCUGUUGGAAGCGUUCAAGAGAAGCCAUCCUGUGGCUAUCUGAUUGGGGGUCGAAAGCUAAAAAUACAGGACUGUCGUCGCACAGUUGUGGGCCUCUGGGCAUGGUCUCCAGAGACCAUAUCGAGACUGAAAUUCUAAAGACUUUGCUUUCCAAGUCAAGAUACUCGUUAUCAAAGGAAUUGUAUGAAAAUGCCAAAGAGCCGCCACUGGCUCGAGAUGUGCUACAAGAUGCUGUCUACCAUUCUGCUCUGAAUGCUUUUGACAAUGCAUCAAAUCCUAAUAGGACUCGCGGCGGGCUGAAGAAAUGCGACGAGAUAAUUCAUACGUUUCCAUCCAUGCUCGGGAAGACUUCCCCGACAGUCAAACGAGUAGAGGCUCUCCUGAGAGCCAGCCACGCGCUGAGCGACUACCGUCUUGUUCUCAAGCAGGGCGAGCCCUUCAGCCCGGUUGUACUCCGGGUACACUCUGACCCGAUCAUCAUCAUAGAGAAGGUGCUAAACCAAAAUCCGAAAGCCUAUACACGCCUACAGGAGUUUUUGGAAAUGGGAUCCAACAUGGUGUAUGCUGGCUUGACUUCACCUGGAUCGUCGAUCAGGCCAGCAGUAACGUCGCUAGAUGUUGAGCGGGGACUAUUUGUUGCCGAGAAGCGGAUAGUGGCCAUGUGCAUUGAAGCGGCAUUAAAUGAGGAAGAUUUUGAAACUGCUUACUCGUAUGUUGUGAGCCGAGUUGGGAAGGCAACGACUACCAGACUGGAUCAAGCUAUUACAAUGCCCGACGCCUGGUCUUGGACGGCAGCAUUGAAAGCCGGACAGUACAUUCGGACAGAGCGGUCACAACAGCCUACUCACCUGGGAACAGCCAGUGGCAAUCUUGAAAUAAGGCACCUUGAACAGAGAAUCGAGUGUCUGGCUACGGCAAUUCGCGCUGCUCCCCCGGCAGAACUCCAGCAGAUAUUAAAGAGCUUCAGGAGAUGCGAAGAGCAGCUAGAUUCAGCAAUCAGGGAAGAAGCUGCAAAUGAGGCGGCCUGGGAUGCUGCGGGAGACUUCAGCGCAUUGCCAGGUAACUUCGAUCCCGCGGUUCAGCGACCGGGCCAAUCAACUCGCAACAUGACUGCUAGUACAGCGGCAAGGCAGGGAGAGGAGGCACCAAUGUCGCUGUUUGAUCUGUCUCGAGCCACUGCAAGAAUCGCGCAACGAAACUUCACUGCUCUGCCCAGUCUUCAAGGUACGUCGUCAGCCGCCGAAAGCCAUGCUCCAUUGCAAGAGCAAACCGAAUCUCGUACAAGGAAACGGGAUCAACUUCGAGAAGCUGCUACCGGGACGCUUGUAUCUGGUGUUGGUUGGCUUCUUGGUGCGCCUGUCAAUGGAGGGAGCGCCGGUAACGAAUGA